Molecule: messenger RNA, 2001 nt
Organism: Trematosphaeria pertusa
Lineage: Eukaryota; Fungi; Ascomycota; Dothideomycetes; Pleosporales; Trematosphaeriaceae
Exons: 9
Coding region: 40-2001 (653 amino acids)
Source: RefSeq, a predicted model, not a curated record
ACCAUCGCACUUGUUGCGCUGUCUGUGUAUUCAACCGCCAUGUCGGGCCUGUUUCUCUGCGUGGCCAUCAUUGGACCAAAGUAUGGACGCAUCAUAUCUGAGAGUGGUCCGUUCUCGCCCUCAGGCGCGACGCUCUUGACCGUACUUCUCGCGAAGACAAUCGAAAUCAGCUUCGUUACUCUGUUUCUUGCUUUUCUCGGCCAGGUCAUUACUCGACGAGCUAUGGAUGGGCGGUCUGUUACUUUGGCAAGUGUGGCGAUGCGUUCAUGGGUAAUGCAACCUGGAACCCUCUUCACACAAUGGGAGACAGUGUGUGAGAAAGGAGUCACCAUGCUCGGGCUGUUGUCGCUAUUAGCAACCUUCAACGCUUUACUGUAUACAACAUCUUCAGGGGCUUUAGUCCAGCCCCAAAUAAGAGUUCCACCAUGGUCGCAUCAGGUACUCAGCGGCGUCGUGCAGACACCGAAAUUCAAGAACCUGCAAACUCAGUGUCUGCCAUUCGCAAAUGAUCAGAACACCCCGGCGGUGGGGUGUGUACCUAUUCAACUCACCUCACAGUGCUUACCUACUUUCGAAAACUAUCUUUCCAAGUGGAGGGAGGAUAGUCUGACAAGCUGGCCCCGAGAUGGAUAUGGACGACUGCUUAUUAUCGGAAACUUGGAUGAGAACACCACUGUUUUUCCAGCCUGGAUUGAACAUAUGGAUGUAUCUGAGGCGUCUUCAAAGUGGGGAAGGAUUGUGAACAACGUCACUUUGGCAAUCCCCCACCGCGAUGUCCCAGGUGCUGUUCGAGACAGACGCAAUGGCUUGCUUCAGCCUUCGGAUCUGCGCAACGCCGGAUCGUACUCUAUCCAUGCCUCCGUCCCAGCUCUUGCACUUCAAAGUCUUUGCGUGAACGCGAACCGCGAGGAGCUCGCCCCAAUAGUGUACGAGGCAUGGCCGAAUGCAAAUUCAAGUCGUCCCGGGAACGGUAUAUACAGUAACCCAUCUACAAACAACAGAACUGUUCUCGAUGAGAUCUUCGAUUGGCGGGACAUUUCGUUAGACAAGGAUCAUAAUGACUCGCAAAACUGGACUAGAGCCCGACCUGUCUUUCGUAAAUUUCCGCCUAUCUCAGGCACAGUUCUUAACCAUACGAACUACAACCAUGGCACAUCAGAAGCCUAUGUCCUGGGUAGACAUUCCAAUACGAUAGGGACAGAUUACUUCCUAUGUUCGCUCCAAAUGCAACUCACAACCAUCUGUUCCACACGCUACAAUGCAUCAACAACUGGCCAGACGCUCGAGGUUCUAUGCGACGAGCAACACAAAGAUCUCGCUUAUAAAGCAUCUUCUCCAGAACUUCCGGAAUUCACCAUAGUACAAGACUGGCUUGAUGCAGCCUACGAACUUCUCGAGGCAAUGUCUUUGAACACGGGAGACAUAGCCAUCUAUCAAUCGGUUUCUCGCAUUCUCACAUCUUUGCAACUACAGGAGCCUCGUCUCAAUGAGACACUUCCUUCUCCAGCCGAAGCCCUGGUGUCUUUGGCCCUGUGUAAGGCACUGGAUCUGGUUCAAGGGGUUCCUUUUGCGGGAUCUUGGAUCUCCUCUUCCGAAUCUGUCGGUUCAGCACAGUACCAGACUUUCAACUCUUCGGUUCAGGUCACGCAAUAUAUGUCAGGAGGCAUUUAUGCAUAUCAAAAGGGAUUUUUCGUCAUUCUGGCUGCUGUCUUUGUGGUAAACGUCGUGAUCCUUGUCUACUUCACCGCCAUUAUGCGAGUUCGCUUCAUCGUCGAUAUAUGCGAGCCGCUCGUGCUUUUCCUUCUAGGUUACCAUUCCCUAGCAGACAACCUUUUCAGCGGUGAUGCUGAGAUCAGACCGCAGAAAGAGACGUUCUCGGUACCUUGGCUAGUGAAGGCAAGAUAUGGGCAAUUAGUCGUCGUUGGCCAGGACGAGGCAGACGAGAAAGAGCACUCGAUGUGGAGAGACAAGUUCCACAAUAGGAGGCGUAGGCCGAGCUGA